This is a messenger RNA of Amaranthus tricolor (Joseph's coat), 1719 nucleotides long. RefSeq names its product probable fructokinase-7. Gene Ontology annotation, molecular function: fructokinase activity. Gene Ontology annotation, cellular component: cytosol. Gene Ontology annotation, biological process: fructose metabolic process. Bases 361 to 1404 code for a protein of 347 amino acids. Lineage: Eukaryota; Viridiplantae; Streptophyta; Magnoliopsida; Caryophyllales; Amaranthaceae. The transcript has 7 exons. The record is from RefSeq and is a predicted model, not a curated record.
UAACUCAAAAAUUACAUGGUGCAAUUUCCAUUGUAUUCAAUAAGCUCACGCAGCUGCCUUCUUGGUCAGCAAUUUACUCCUACCUCAAAUAAAACAAAUUAAAAUAAAACACAACCAAACUAAUUAUACUUAAACUUUAUCUAAUUAUCAAUUGCUACACAAUACAACAUUUAAUGAAUCAUAAUCAUGAUACACAUAUUUUCAUACCUUUAGAUCUCUCCAAGAUCCAACAACCUUGCGUCAUUUUCCCUUCUUUCUCUCUCUUUUGUCUCCUUUUUCCUAUACUAUCAACGUACUUUCAUCUUCUUUCUAUUUUCUUCAACCAAUUCUCUUUUAUUUCCACAGAUUGAACAAUCUUUCAUGGCUCAUAUUUCAGAAACAAAUGGCAAAAUCAAGCAGGAUGAUUCUCAUGCUAAAACAAAUGGGAAAGUGAAGCAUGAUGAAUCAUUGGUUGUUUGUUUUGGGGAGAUGCUGAUUGAUUUCGUGCCCACAGUUAGUGGAGUUUCACUUGCUGAAGCUCCUGCUUUUGCAAAAGCUGCUGGUGGUGCACCUGCCAAUGUUGCUGUUGGAAUCUCACGGUUAGGAGGUUCAUCGGCUUUCGUUGGGAAGGUAGGGAAGGAUGAAUUUGGCUUCAUGUUAGCUGACAUUUUGAAGCAAAAUAAAGUGGACAAUUCAGGCAUGAGAUUCGACCCUGGGGCAAGGACAGCAUUGGCUUUUGUUACUCUAAGAGCUGAUGGAGAGCGUGAAUUUCUCUUUUUCCGAAACCCCAGUGCUGAUAUGCUCCUGCAAGAAUCCGAGCUUGACAAAAACCUGCUUCAAAAGGCACGGAUCUUUCACUAUGGCUCAAUUAGUUUGAUAGUAGAUCCUUGCAGGUCAGCUCAUCUUGCUGCCAUGAAAAUUGUGAAGGAAGCUGGUGGUUUUCUUUCCUAUGAUCCAAAUUUGCGGAAGCAGUUAUGGCCAUCAGAAGAAGCUGCUCGAGAUGGCAUAAUGAGCAUAUGGGAUCAAGCUGAUAUGAUUAAGGUAAGUGAAGAUGAAAUAGCAUUCUUGACCAGAGGAGAGGAUCCAUAUGAUGAUGACGUGGUGAUGAAGCUCCUUCAUCCAAAUCUCAAACUCUUGAUUGUGACCGAAGGGUCAAAUGGCUGCAGAUACUAUACUCAGAAUUUUAAAGGUAAGGUUUCUGGCGUAAAAGUCAAAGCUGUGGAUACAACUGGUGCGGGUGAUGCAUUUGUGGGAGGUGUUCUAAGCAAUUUAGCUUCCGACUUGAACUUAUUCAAGGAUGAAAAGCGAUUAAGGGAAGCUUUACAGUUUGCAAAUGCUUGUGGUGCUGUUACAGUUACAAAGAGAGGAGCCAUUCCAGGUUUACCAACACGAGAUGAAGUCCUUGAAGCGUUACGACAAAACUGAUCCGAAAAUGUAGGCAAAUUCUUUUUUCAAGUAAUUUCAUGUAUCUGGUGUAGCUAUAGGCUCAUAAUCCUUUUUGUAUCAAUAGCUUUUUCUGUUUCAGUGUGUAGGUUCUUCCUACUUGAGACUUAACAGAGGAAUUGCCAUUUUCAAGCUAACUCUUUAGCUUGUUUUGUUGUUGUAGUAUUGUGUCAUUUUCGGAAUAUAUGUGGCAUCAUUUUUCUAUAUUUAUAUUUAUUAUUCUUUGUAUGGAAAUAAAAUGUCAUUGUAGAAUCAAAAAUUUGAAAUGAAGAAUUUUUCGAUAAAAAAAAAAGCAAA